UGAAUAUUAAUAUAAACUUUGAUUAAUAAGAGAAAUUUUGUGUAAAAAUUUCAAACAUCUUCAAUUACACACUCUAGCAAAGUUGUAACAAACAGUUCUGGAGACCAUUGCACUUGUAAAGAACAUUGUAAAUAAUAACUCUCAGCUCAGUUCAUAUAAUGUCUUCCUUUAUAUUUAAUUUUGCAGGUGAUAAUAAUGAAAGUGAAACAUCAGAUACCAAGAAAACAAUAUGGUAUGAAAGCAAUGAAGUCAUCCCAAAGAAGCAAAUCGAAGGUUGGGAUGAAAUGAUUAAGUAUGCAAAGAUAUUUAUGUGCAGAGAUGUGACAAUAGGUCAUAUAACAAAUAUAAAAUUAGAUGAGACUCUUGGGAAAGAUGUUAAUUUUGCUGAAAGAUGCCACAGCGACCUCAUUCCUGGGAAAUAUGAAGGAGGACUAAAACUGUGGGAGUGUACAUAUGACUUAGUUGAAUAUUUGGAAGAACACAGUGAAAUUUCUUUUGAUGGAGCCAAGGUUUUGGAUUUGGGAUGUGGAAUAGGAAUACUAGGAAUCUAUUCUCUACUAAAAGGAGCGAAAGUCACUUUCCAAGAUUAUAAUAAAGAAAUAAUUGAGAAUGUUACAGUACCAAAUGUUCUUUUGAACACCGAGGAAGAAGAUACUGAAUAUAGUAUAGACAUGUGCAAGUUUUACUCUGGAGAUUGGGAAAGUUUUAAUGAAAAACUUGAAGACAAUUUUGAUAUAAUAUUAACUUCUGAGACAAUUUAUAAUGUUGACAACUAUGAAAAACUUGUUAGAUUAUUCGAAAACAGAAUAAGUGACAAUGGUAUUGUUCUUGUAGCAGCAAAAACUUGUUAUUUUGGUGUUGGGGGCAGUGUGAGACAAUUUGAGAAAGCUGUUAGUGAUUCCAAUCUAAGUUGUGAAGUAGUUUGGAAAAAUGACAGUGGCAUUCAAAGAGAAAUAUUAAAGAUAUGUAAAAGAUCAUGAAAAAAGUGAUUGUAUAAUAUAAAAUUCAAGUAAGUGAUAAAUGACAAAAAUACUUAAAUAUU
Messenger RNA from Aricia agestis (brown argus), 1042 nucleotides. Its product is annotated as histidine protein methyltransferase 1 homolog. Gene Ontology annotation, molecular function: protein-L-histidine N-tele-methyltransferase activity. Lineage: Eukaryota; Metazoa; Arthropoda; Insecta; Lepidoptera; Lycaenidae. The coding region runs from base 159 to 980 and encodes 273 amino acids. Gene Ontology annotation, biological process: peptidyl-histidine methylation, to form tele-methylhistidine. The record is from RefSeq and is a predicted model, not a curated record. The transcript is spliced from 4 exons.